AUGUCAUGGGAGUAUAAGCGCGCGCUGUCGGCCAAGCUUAAGUCGCGCUUUAAACAUCGUAAGGGCUUAAAUAAUGACUCCAAAACAGACAAGAGAAGAAAUACUAGAGAAAAAACGACUGCGACUGAGCGACAAAGAUUAGAAAAAGUAAAAGUGAUCCUGUAUUACGAGCAAAUCAACAAGAAAAAGAAAGACAAAAAUAUU
Brenthis ino (lesser marbled fritillary) is the source of this 204-nucleotide messenger RNA. The record is from the annotation of a GenBank genome assembly. NCBI's taxonomy places the organism in Eukaryota, Metazoa, Arthropoda, Insecta, Lepidoptera, Nymphalidae.